Messenger RNA from Onychostruthus taczanowskii (white-rumped snowfinch), 1471 nucleotides. RefSeq names its product apoptosis inducing factor mitochondria associated 2 (gene AIFM2). The coding region runs from base 49 to 1170 and encodes 373 amino acids. Gene Ontology annotation, biological process: positive regulation of apoptotic process; apoptotic mitochondrial changes. Gene Ontology annotation, molecular function: flavin adenine dinucleotide binding; electron-transferring-flavoprotein dehydrogenase activity. The record is from RefSeq and is a predicted model, not a curated record. The transcript is spliced from 8 exons. Gene Ontology annotation, cellular component: cytoplasm; mitochondrion. Lineage: Eukaryota; Metazoa; Chordata; Aves; Passeriformes; Passeridae.
GCGCCCCGGCACGGCCCCCGCGCCGCGCCCGCGGAGCCGCCGCUCGCCAUGGGCUCCCGCCUGUCCCUGGACGACUCCGUGCGGGUCGUGGUGGUCGGGGGCGGCUUCGGAGGGACGGCGGCCGCCAGCCUGCUCAAGUCCUGGGCCGUCCCCUUCGUGCUGGUGGACGUGAGAGAUGCUUUCCAUCACAACGUGGCCGCGCUCCGGGCCGCCGUGGAGAGCGGAUUUGCCAAGAAGACUUUCAUCUCCUACUCGGUCACCUUUGGGGACAGCUUCCGACAAGGCAAGGUCGUGGCCAUAGACCCUGGGAGGCAACAAGUCGUGCUCAGUGAUGGUGAGGAGCUUCACUACUCCCAUCUCAUUCUUGCAACAGGCAGUGAUGGGCCAUUCCCUGGGAAGUUCAACCAAGUCAUUGACAUGGAAAGCGCCAUCCAGACCUAUGAAGACAUGGUUAAAGAGAUUGAGAAAUCUCAGCGCAUCCUGGUAGUGGGAGGUGGCGCUGCUGGAGUGGAGAUGGCUGCUGAGAUCAAAACGGAGUACCCGGACAAAGAGGUCAUCCUCAUUCACUCAAAAACUGCACUGGCUGAUGUGGAGCUGCUGCCCAGUGUCCGUCAGGUGGUGAAAGAGAUUCUCCUCAGGAAAGGAGUCCGGCUGCUGUUAGGUGAAAAGGUCAGCGACAUAGAAAGCCUCAGGCCAAACCAGUUCCAGAAAGACAUGGUAGUGAGGACAGAGAAGGGCACCGAGGUGGUUGUUGACAUGGUGGUGCUGUGCACAGGGAUAAAGAUUAACUCUUCUGCAUAUGCUGCUGCAUUUGGUGACAAAAUGGCAAGUAAUGGUGCUCUGAAAGUUAACAAGCACCUCCAGCUGGAAGGCUAUGAGAACAUCUAUGCCAUUGGGGACUGUGCAGAUCUCAAAGAGCCCAAGAUGGCCUACCAUGCUGGGCUGCACGCCGACAUCGUGGUGACAAAUAUCAUCAACAGCCUGACACAGAAGCCUCUCAAAACAUACGAGCCAGGGUCACUAACAUUCCUGCUUUCCAUGGGCAGGAACGAUGGUGUGGGCCAGGUGAAUGGUUACUAUGUGGGACGUCUCCUGGUGACCAUUGCCAAGAGCCGGGAUCUGUUUGUCUCCAAGAGCUGGAAGACGAUGGGGCAGACAAUGCCCUCUUGAGAGGGCACCAGGAACAAUCCAGCAAGGGGUACAGCAGCUGGGACAGGGUGAGAGUGCACUUCUAUUGCUUGGACUGACUCAUACUGUCCUCUGCAGCACCUCCUCAAGCCACCUGUCACUGUGACACAUAAAAGGGGUGCCUGCCUUGCUGUGAAGGGGAAGGAGGCACUUCCCAAAUGAGCUGCACAGAAGUUCCCAUGAUAAAAACCAGGGAAGAAAUGUUUCUUUUACUCCCCUCACUGAGAGAGCUCUGGGCAACAAGCUUGGCUUACCUUGAUUUGUAACAAUAAACACUGUGUUU